This is a messenger RNA of Rubroshorea leprosula, 1272 nucleotides long. The record is from the annotation of a GenBank genome assembly. Lineage: Eukaryota; Viridiplantae; Streptophyta; Magnoliopsida; Malvales; Dipterocarpaceae.
AAAUUCAAAAAUCCUUCUCCAUGUGCGAAAACAACAAUGGCAGCGAUUGAAGGAGGUGGAGGGACGUUAUCAGAAAUCUACCAGAGGUCGAAGAAGCUACUCCUCCGGGCGAGGGAUGGAAUCGAGCGUCUGGAGAGGCUCGAGAACUCUGCGUCCAAUGCCGUAGGACUGGACUCGCCCGAACUCUCCUUCGACGUCAAGAAAGAUAUAUCUCAGAUCCAGUCGCUAUGCGCUGAAAUGGAUCGCCUCUGGCGCUCCAUCGCCGCCAAGCCACAGCGCGAUCUCUGGAAAAGGAAAGUCGAGCAAGUGGCAGAAGAGGUUGACUCACUGAAAGAUGGUCUUGACAAAUUCUUGAUGAGGAAUCAGAGAAGAAUGACAGAAGCUAAAGAGAGAGCUGAAUUACUUGGAAGAGCAAAUGGAGAGUCGGCUCAUGUUUUGAGAAUUUUUGAUGAGGAAGCACAAGCAAUGCAAUCAGUCCGAAACUCAUCAAGGAUGUUGGAAGAAUCUUUCGCAACUGGAACAGCUAUCCUUUCCAAAUAUGCAGAACAAAGGGAGCGUUUGAAGGUACCUCUUCUACAUAGACACGCAUAAAACAUGUAACUUUGUUUAUGGUGAAAAUUUGAAAUGGUUCAUGGGGGUACUUCUAGAUUAGGUUUUAUUAUGUUUAAAUUUAAGGAAUUUAUAAUAUUUUUUGCAAGCCUGGUAACUCUGUGUUGGCUAUGUUCAAGAAGUUUACUACUUUUAUUCUGUAAGUUGAAUGUUUCUGCAGUGUUGUUUGUGCUCUCACGAGUAAAUGGUGUACUGUGACAAUUGAUCCCAAUACAUAACUGUUGUAAACAACUUUGUUUGGCUCAGAGAGCGCAACGGAAGGCUUUGGAUGUCCUUAACACGGUUGGACUCUCCAACUCUGUACUGAGGCUCAUUGAGAGGAGGAAUCGUGUCGAUAAAUGGAUCAAAUAUAUGGGCAUGGUUUUGACAAUCAUCAUUUUAUAUUUCUUGUUGAGGUGGACUAGAUGAAAUCAUCUUAUUCAAUUCAGAUGCGUGAUCUCGUAAGGAAAAUUAGGGGCGUGCAAACCAUUUGGUUCUCCGGUGGAUCCUAUCCAAAUUGAAAGUAAACACUCCAGGCUUCUGAAGCUGAUAGGUUCUUAUUGGCCUGAGACGCAAAUUAGAUACGUUAAGCCCACUGGCGGAGUCAGGAUGUGGGAUGAGGGGUGGCCGAAUUUAUAGACACUUAAAUUAAUUUGUGCAAAGUAUUAAAUUUUUUUAUUUGUU